Lasiosphaeria miniovina is the source of this 1017-nucleotide messenger RNA. Its product is annotated as heterokaryon incompatibility protein-domain-containing protein. The transcript has 2 exons. The record is from RefSeq and is a predicted model, not a curated record. NCBI's taxonomy places the organism in Eukaryota, Fungi, Ascomycota, Sordariomycetes, Sordariales, Lasiosphaeriaceae. The annotation marks the transcript as partial.
AUGAUAUCUCACUGGAUAGAAGAGUGCGCGCUGCACAGCGGAUGUCAUACAUUAGACACGCGUCCAGCAUUUCUCCCCUCGAGAUUGCUAUUUCUCGGAACACCUGAGAGCCCUGAGCUGCGGAUUGUCAGUCGAUCAAGCCUGGCUAACGUUUCCAGUCCGCGGUACAUAGCGUUGAGCCACUGUUGGGGUGGAAAUGUUGGAUGCACUCUGACCAAGGAGAAUUAUUCCGCUUUAUCUCAGUCUCUGCCAGGAGGUAGCUUGCCUAAAAACUUUGCGGAUGCAGUUCAAAUCACUAGGAGGCUCAACGAGUCCUAUCUCUGGAUCGACUCUCUCUGCAUCAUGCAAGACUCGCCGGACGACUGGGAAAAGGAAUCCCUCACAAUGGGACAAGUAUUUGCCUAUGCAUACUGCGUCAUUGCGGCAACGGCGUCUGCAAACGCCCACGGAGGCUGUCUCCGAGACCGCCCGGUACCACGCAAGGAGCGAAACCUGAUGAGCUCGAAAACACGGCGAUACUUUGUACCCACCAAUGCCGCACCGGUCAUGACCCUGUUCGACACGAGAGUGGAGAUAGCACCCUUGACGAGGAGGGCCUGGGCAUUCCAGGAGAGACUGCUCUCGCGCCGGCUUGUUCACUUUUGCUCUGACGUGGUCCUGUUUGAGUGCAACACGAUACAGGCUUCUGAGUUUCACCCAAGGGGCGCGCUCGAUGUCCUGCAGUCAUUUGGCCCUGCCUCUCAGCACAGCUUAGCCGAGAAGAUUGAAUUCUCCAAGAGGUGGUUUGAUAUUGUUGCGGCCUACAGUGAGGGAGCCCUGACAGUCCCCACGGACAAGCUCGUAGCUCUCUCGGGCGUGGCCGAGUUGGUACAAGAACGAGCCCAGGCACCUUACAUUGCAGGGCUGUGGAACGCGGGUGCCCUCGUGCUUCAGCUCCUAUGGAUGGUAAAGGAGCCAGUGGAGAAGCAGGGACUAUUCUGUGCCCCCUCGUGGUCCUGGGCGUCGGCGAACGGGAGG